Molecule: messenger RNA, 1181 nt
Organism: Corticium candelabrum
Lineage: Eukaryota; Metazoa; Porifera; Homoscleromorpha; Homosclerophorida; Plakinidae
Exons: 1
Coding region: 185-1015 (276 amino acids)
Source: RefSeq, a predicted model, not a curated record
UGCAUCCUGGGCUCACGCCAUUGUGGAACUGCCUCUUCGUUUUCCAAGUCUCUUUCCAGCUGUUGACAGCCUAGUUAAUUCAACUACUGGGGCUCUUAGUAACGCCCUGACCCAAUCUGUCCCUGAUGGAAAGCAUAUUUCCGAAUAUCUGACAUCUGCAGGCAAAGUUCAGCAUCAGCUAUCCAUGUCAUUUGCUCGCUGUGAGGCAGAAAUCUUGUUCACAGAUGCACCCACAGCCCGAGAUGCAGCACGACAUCGAUCUACAAAAGGAAAAGGAGCUGGUGCAUGGCUGAACGCAAUCCCGACUUCAGAAGUGCUCGCACUAAAUUCUUACGAGUAUCGUUUAGCGUCCUUGCUGAGGUUGGGCUUGCCCAUUCCACUUUCUGACUGGAUGACAACAUGCAACUGUGGUGCCUCCCUGGACAGCAGUGGGUACCAUCUGCUAACAUGCAAAACCGGUGGAGGGCCAGUUUGGUCGCACGAAUCGCUUGCAUCAGUCUGGUCUGAUUGCCUGCGGGAGCUGCACAUCCAUCAUCGAAGGGAACCGAGGCAUCGGUAUGCCAAUUCCAAUGACCGGCCAGACAUUGUAGCCUUCGACUCAGACUCUGGGUGCAAUGUGGAUCUGGACAUAGCUCUAGCACACCCAUGGAGCUCGGACAUCUUCCCUAGAUCUUCGGAAACAGAUGGCGCCGCUGCUGAGAGAAGAGAGGAGAGAAAAAAGUCAAAAUACGAGAAGGAAUGUCUACCAGGUGGAACUGCUGUCAGUCUCAUUCCUCUGGUUAUGGAGCAUUUUGGACGCUGGGGUGUCAUGGGAAGAAACUUCCUGCAGAAACUAGCAAAGAAAUCAUGUGACGAAAUUGGUAGACCAAACGCUGCAGAGUUCCUUGACUUUUGGCGAAAAAGAUUCUCCCUUCAGCUGCAAAAAUGCAAUGCCAAAGUCAUACUGAGGAAGAUGGCAAGCUUGUCAAGUGACACAAGUAGCGCUAAGUACUCAACCCAGUUCUUUAGCCACUAGGCUGACCUGGGUUAUCUUUUAAGUUAAGUUGUUACUGUUUUUAGUGCUUUUUCCUGUGUACUGUAGCACCUAAAACAUUAUGUCAUUGCCUAGCACUCUUUGUAUGAUAGAUGAAUGUUUGAAAAUAUAUGUGACAGACAGACAGACAGACAGACAGACAGACAGA